AUGAAUGAACAAGAUGAACCGAUUUUCAAAUGUCAAAAUUGUCAAUUGCCCUUAAAUAUUGAUACUUCAUUAUUAGAUUUAAGUUUAGCUCAAAGAAAUUUAAUAGUAAAUUCAACAAGUUGUCUGCCGAAAUCAAGUAUAAAGAUACCUAAUGAUAGACUUCAGAGGUUAUCCAAAGUGAAUAAAUAUAGUGAUUUGAAGUUCCAGAAUGCAAAUUUAGGAGAUUCUUUUGUUUUAUUGAAAGAUAGUACUGCUAAUGGUACUCAAUCUUUUCAGAGCGCACUAGACCCUUAUGUUUCUAAUAUGGAAACAUCUGGAGAUGAGCAAUACUCUGGGACUACAGUGAAACAAGAGUACUCUACAAGUAAAACUUUAUCUACGCAUGUAAGUGUUCUGUCAAAUUUAUUUAAUAUUUUAUCUGCCAAAAGUAGUAUUGAUUAUCCGGUAUGUCAAGACUGUUGCGACUGGCUUAUCCAAAGACUUAAAUCACAGUAUGAUGAAACGAUUAAAGAAAGAGAUACCUAUAAUCAAUUUCUAAAUCAGCUACAAGAACAGAAGAAGGUUUUUGAUUCCAACAAUAAUAAAUCAAUUGAUGAGGAACAAAAACUUAUAGAUGAGGAAAGAGAUUCGCUGCUUAAGAAAUUAAUUAAACUGGAAGAAGAGGACGAAAGGUUAGAUAAAGAGAUUAGUAGCCUGGAGCAUCGUUUAGAAGAGAAGAAACUAAAAGAAGAUAUUAUCCUAGAGAAUAAUAAUAUUAAAGAUCUAGAAGGAAUGCAAUUUGCUAAAGAAGUUCAGUCAUUAAAUAAUCAAUAUGAGAGUGCAUUAAACAGAUUAGAUACGUUAAGGAAGAUUAAUAUAUAUAAUGAAACUUUUAAAAUAUCCCAUGAAGGACCAUUUGGUACUAUAAAUGGUCUACGGCUUGGUGGAUUCGAUGAUGUACCAGUUCCUUGGGAUGAAAUUAACGCUGCAUUAGGACAAGUGAUACUUCUUUUAGCUACUAUUUCUACCAGGCUCAAUUUUAAAUUAGAUGGAUAUCGUUUACAGCCUAUGGGUUCCUUUUCGAAAAUAGCUAAAUUUGAUAAUGACACUCAAGAUUGGAUAGCACUUGAAGCUUAUAAUGAUGAAAAUUUUAAAGUUGGGAGACUUUUCCGUCGUGAAACUAAUUUUGAUAAAUCUUUGGAAUGUUUAUUAACUAUUAUACACCAAUUGUGUGUUAAUUUGACCAAUUCUAAUAUUACCGAAAGCCAACUGACCACUGCUACGUCGGGAAAUCAAGAGAUAUCUUCAAGUCAAGAAAUAGAAUUGCCAUAUGAAAUGAUUAAGGAUAAGAUUAACAAUAUAUCUGUAAAGUUAUUUGGGAGUAAACCAAACCUGGAAUGGACUACGGCAAUGAAGUUAGUGCUCACCAAUAUUAAAUGGUUAUUAGCAUACUCUUCUAGCCGAUUGUCGAGGUCAACAGUGUAA
Molecule: messenger RNA, 1464 nt
Organism: Vanderwaltozyma polyspora DSM 70294
Lineage: Eukaryota; Fungi; Ascomycota; Saccharomycetes; Saccharomycetales; Saccharomycetaceae
Gene: VPS30
Product: beclin 1
Exons: 1
Coding region: 1-1464 (487 amino acids)
Biological process (GO): autophagy; late endosome to vacuole transport; autophagosome assembly
Cellular component (GO): phosphatidylinositol 3-kinase complex, class III, type II; phagophore assembly site; phosphatidylinositol 3-kinase complex, class III, type I
Source: RefSeq, a predicted model, not a curated record